AUACAGUAUACAUUAUACAGGAAACAGACAUACAUACAUUACCUUCAGUACAUUUAGUAAAUAAUAUACAUAAACAAUAUAUAUUAUACAGUAUACAGGAAACAGACAUACAUACAUUACCUUCAGUGCAUUUAGUAAAUAAUAUACAUAAACAUUAUAUAUUAUACAUUAUAAAGGAAACAGACAUACAUACAUUACCUUCAGUACAUUUAGUAAAUAAUAUACAUAAACAAUAUUUAUUGUACAGUAUACAGGAAACAGACAUACAUACAUUACCUUCAGUGCAUUUGGUAAAUAAUAUACAUAAACAUUAUAUAUUAUACAGUAAAUAGGAAACAGACAGACAUACAUUGCCUUCAGUACAUUUAGUAAAUAAUAUACAUAAACAAUAUAUAUUAUACAGCAUACAAGACACAGAUGUACAUAUAUUUCCUUCAGUACAUUUAGUAGAUAAUAUACUGGUUAUAAUGGUCUCAACCUAAUUUUAAAUUUUAAAAGAAUUUUUUCUUUAUUUUAUAAACUAAAAUGUCAAAAUACAUUAUCAUUAUUAUAAUUAUUUUUUCUAUACAUUUUAUUCAGUGAUGUUUAAAACGCUUUCCCAUUGAAUUUCUAUUCCUUGCACAACAAAUCAUUUAGAACCAACGAAAUUGUGGAAUUGGAAGACGACAUUAGAGCAAUAGUUUUUCUAGCAAUUUAUUAGAUCACUUCUUGAGAAAAAAUUGGUCUGUUUGUACUGCAAAAUUGGUCUGUUUGUACUGCAAAAUUGGUCUGUUUGUACUGCAAAAUUGGUCUGUUUGUACUGCAAAAUUGCUAUCUCUCAUUUUUAAAGCCAUGUCUUCUUAUUUCAGGGUUUUCUGGUUCUAACUGUACUAAACUCUGUACUUUCCUACAUAUAUCAAGUUUAAUAUAUCUAUUUUACAGAAAUAAGGGUCAGUGUGACAGUUUACACUACUACGCUACUGCAAACUCUGUACUUUCCUUUAUAUAUCAAGUUUAAUAUGUCUUUUUUACAGAAAUAAGGGUCAGUGUUCAAAGAAUUGUCAUGAUAGACGUGAAACAUUAUGAAAAUGCCUCAUAUCGGGUGUGGGGCUGAUGUUCUUAGAUGGAGAAGAGAGAAGGCUGAGGAAAGGAAAAGACUGGAAGAUUUAGGAAUUAUACCAAGGACUGAAGAGUUCAAACCAGCAAAAAACUCUAAGUAUCCGUUCCAAACUGCUGCCAGAGAUCCUCAAGUGUUUAAUUCUAAACCUAAAUACAGACAGUUGUCCCAAGAAAUAAUUGCCACGAAUGAAAAAAAUACUGAGAAAACAAGAAAGACCUCCGCUCCGGCAUACCCAGGUUCUGCAAUGGGUUCAGUAAUGGCAUCAUUUGCAUUUGCUCCUGCAUCAAUAAUCACUCUAGGAAUCUCAAACAAACAAAACCAACCUGAUCCAGCAGUAUAUUCUUGUGCUAUAUCCCCACACUCCUUCACAGGGCCAUUUUAUUCCUCGUCUGAUAUACAUUCUUCUGAAUCUGAAUCUAGUUCAGUUGAAACUGUCAGAGAAUCCGCCUCGUUUAAGAAAGAUCCAGACACAGUUGAAAAUGAAUCCACGCUGAUUUCUGAUAAACUCAAUAUUGUGGAAACAAUUCAACAAUCGGCUGUUUCCUCAAAUACCGGCACUGAUGAUGCAUUAAUACCACAAAACACAUGUAAAAAGUUAACCAAAUUGAACUCUGACAGUUUGAUAUCUACAAUUUAUGAAAGGCAAAAAGGUAUUCAGCAAUCAUCAUCGUGUUCGGCUUUAAAGAUACCUUUGGCUAAACUUGACAACAUCUUAUCUCCAGUACUUCAAAAAAAUACAAGAAAAGAACGAAAAAAGAAACUGUUACAUCAAUCUUCAGACGUUGGUCGGAAAAGUUUCGAGUGUAAAGAAUUAUCAAGAAAAACCCGAACUGAAGAAUCUCAUAACACUUUUCUUCAUGAUAAUUUAGAAAAAUCACAACAAGUGCAGAAAAUAUCUCUCUGUAUUUUUAGAUAAUUUAGAAA
Molecule: messenger RNA, 2023 nt
Organism: Eurytemora carolleeae
Lineage: Eukaryota; Metazoa; Arthropoda; Copepoda; Calanoida; Temoridae
Exons: 8
Coding region: 1062-2015 (317 amino acids)
Source: RefSeq, a predicted model, not a curated record